UGGGAGAAAUGUUGCGGGGCACUGCAGGAAGCCCAUGUUCGCGAUCCAACAUCAGCUUCGCAUGGUCUCGCUUACCCACGCCCUACAUACUAUAACAUUGCUUUCGCUCUGUCACCUCCCGGUCGACGUAGUAGUGCAUGAACGCGACUAUAGGUUGCACAUUUAGUGCCGUCAUACUCGCUCUCUCGUAUGUUCAAUUGACACAACGGUUGCCCACCAGUUGCCGCACGUCUUUGGAGGUUCCUUUCCGCACAUCACAUGGCUCACAUUCAGAAACACGGAUUGGCACAAUAAACAUUGGUACGGUACAAUUUGCAUUUGGUCCGAAUCCCGGUUGCUACCUUGUCAUCUCUUGGUGACCUCAGCUUGUUCGUUCAAGUAACACCUUUGCAAAC
Molecule: messenger RNA, 395 nt
Organism: Laetiporus sulphureus 93-53
Lineage: Eukaryota; Fungi; Basidiomycota; Agaricomycetes; Polyporales; Laetiporaceae
Exons: 1
Coding region: 138-359 (73 amino acids)
Source: RefSeq, a predicted model, not a curated record